AUGGUUCCGCUCUCUCACCUUCCCAUCUCCCUGUUACUCUUUAUCUCUGUUAUUCUCUUAGCACCUCCUUACACCCGCGCCGAUGAACUAGCCUCACGCCGGACGGAUGCGUAUACGCGCGUCGGUCAAUUCUUUGAUCGUAGUGCAGUCGGCCAUGGCUCGGAGAGCACACAUACCAAUAACUGGGCUGUGCUGGUCUGCUCUUCAAGAUACUGGUUCAACUACAGGCAUAUGUCUAAUACUCUCGGAAUGUACCGAACGGUGAAGCGGCUAGGCAUCCCCGACUCGAACAUCGUACUCAUGCUUGCCGACGACGCUGCAUGCAACUCUCGCAACCGGUUCCCUGGAUGUGUUCAUGCCGACGCAGGGCGGCAUCUCGACCUGUACGGGGAGAACAUUGAAGUCGACUACCGUGGGUACGAAGUCACCGUGGAGAGCCUGUUGAGGCUGUUAACAGGUCGUGUUGACCCCUCCGUCCCAAGAUCCAAACGCCUUCUCACGGAUGACCGCUCGAACAUCUUCGUCUAUAUGACCGGGCAUGGCGGAAACGAGUUCCUCAAGUUCCAAGAUAACGAAGAGCUGAGCGCCUUUGAUAUCGCCGACGCCUUCGAACAGAUGUGGCAGAAGAAGCGAUACCAUGAGAUGUUCUUCAUGAUGGACACCUGCCAGGCCAACUCCAUGUACUCGAAGCUGUACUCGCCGAACAUUCUUGCGACAGGUUCAUCCCGAGUUGGCCAGAAUUCGUAUUCGUACGAGAACGACGCGGAUAUCGGGGUAGCAGUGAUUGACGGCUUCACCCACUUCACCUUGGACUUCAUGGAGGGCAUCAAUAAGACAAGCACUGCGACGAUGCAGGACUUCUUCAACACGUUCGACCGCGAGAAGAUCCGCUCAGAUCCCGGUGUUCGCUCUGACCUCUUCAAUCGACCGCUGGACCGCACUCUAAUCACUGAUUUCUUUGGGGGUGUGGCUCAUGCGGAAGUCCUUGAGCUUCCCUUAUCUCCGGCAGGAGCGAUUGACGACCCCUCGCAAGACGUCCAUGAGAGGCCAUUGGAUGAUGUACCCGUCUUGCAACCGUGGAAGCCAGCCGCAUCCCCGCAAAGUGAUAGUUGGACCAGCAGGGGCCUCAAGAUCGUGGCGUCGCAGGCGAUUGUUGGUGGACUCGUGGGCUUCAUGGUUUUGAAAAGUCGGAGAUCAUGA
Molecule: messenger RNA, 1200 nt
Organism: Peniophora sp. CBMAI 1063
Lineage: Eukaryota; Fungi; Basidiomycota; Agaricomycetes; Russulales; Peniophoraceae
Source: the annotation of a GenBank genome assembly